AUGCGCCCUGCGAUGCGGCGCGCGCUGAGGGCGCUGCUCCGGGAGCCGCCGCUGCAAUGGCGGCCCCGCCGCCCCCCGCCCGGCCUGAGGGGCCCGGCCCGUACCGCCCCGGGACCUCUCUGCGGUCCGGUCCGCCCGCUCUACACCGCCCCGGGGCCUCUCUGCGGUCCGGUCCGCCCGCUCUGCACCGCCCCGGGGCCUCUCUGCGGUCCGGUCCGCCCGCUCUGCACCUCCCCGGGGCCUCUCUGCAGUCCGGUCCGCCCGCUCUGCACCGCCCCGGGGCCUCUCUGCGGUCUUGCCCGCCAGCUCUGCACCGCUCCGGGACCGCCGCCAGCCACUCAUUAUCGCCUGGUGUACACCUGCAAGGUGUGCCAGACGCGCUCAGCCAAAUCCAUCUCUAAGGCCGCCUACCACCGAGGGGUGGUGAUCGUCACCUGUCCUGGCUGCGGGAACCACCACGUCAUCGCUGAUAACCUGGGCUGGUUCUCCGACCUGGAGGGAAAGAGGAAUAUCGAGGAGAUCCUGGCAGCCAAAGGGGAGAAGGUGAGACGUGUGGCUGGUGAGGAAGCCCUGGAACUGCUGCUGGAAAACUCAGCAGAGCCCGGGCCCCAAGGUCAGCUGGCAGAGGGGGACAGCGGGGAAGCCCCCCCAGAUCCUGGCAGCAAGGGACACACCUGACACGAGGGACUGUGGCCUCUGAGACACACCUGACACAUGGGAUUUGGGUGAUUCUGCUUCUGGCAAGAGACUCUUCACCUUCAUUCCCUGCCUUCAACUGUCUGAUUUUAAAAUAAAUUCGAGUGUUGGGUUUUC
Sturnus vulgaris (Common starling) is the source of this 813-nucleotide messenger RNA. RefSeq names its product DNL-type zinc finger (gene DNLZ). Gene Ontology annotation, molecular function: protein-folding chaperone binding; zinc ion binding. Gene Ontology annotation, cellular component: mitochondrion. The record is from RefSeq and is a predicted model, not a curated record. Lineage: Eukaryota; Metazoa; Chordata; Aves; Passeriformes; Sturnidae. Gene Ontology annotation, biological process: protein stabilization; protein folding; protein import into mitochondrial matrix.